AGGUAAAAUAUGGAAAUUAUGCGUUUGUAUGGGAUGCAGCUGUAUUGGAAUAUGUGGCUAUCAAUGACCCAGAUUGUUCAUUUUACACCAUUGGAAACACCGUUGCUGAUCGGGGAUAUGGAAUUGCAUUGCAACAUGGCAGUCCUUACAGGGAUGUUUUUUCACAAAGGAUCCUGGAGCUUCAGCAGAAUGGUGACAUGGACAUCCUGAAGCACAAAUGGUGGCCAAAGAAUGGCCAGUGUGACCUGUAUUCCUCAGUGGACACAAAGCAGAAAGGAGGCGCCCUGGACAUAAAGAGCUUUGCAGGAGUUUUUUGUAUCCUGGCUGCUGGAAUUGUCCUCUCCUGCUUUAUAGCUAUGCUGGAGACGUGGUGGAACAAGAGGAAAGGCUCCCGGGUCCCAUCAAAAGAGGAUGACAAGGAAAUUGACCUGGAGCACCUCCAUAGACGUGUAAAUAGCUUGUGCACAGAUGACGACAGCCCCCAUAAACAGUUUUCCACCUCGUCAAUUGACUUGACCCCUCUGGACAUUGACACUUUGCCAACACGACAAGCACUGGAGCAAAUCAGUGAUUUCAGGAACACUCAUAUUACCACAACAACCUUUAUCCCAGAGCAGAUCCAGACUCUUAGCCGCACACUAUCAGCUAAAGCUGCCUCUGGUUUCGCUUUUGGCAACGUGCCUGAGCACCGAACUGGCCCUUUUAGGCACAGGGCACCUAACGGGGGCUUUUUCAGGAGUCCUAUAAAAACAAUGUCAUCUAUUCCUUAUCAACCAACUCCUACCCUGGGGCUCAAUCUGGGUAAUGAUCCAGACCGAGGCACCUCCAUAUGAGCAUCAAACAGAAUCUCUUCACUGUUUCUUUUGUAGGACUCCCUUUGCAAGGAGCGACUGUAAUAUUGUGGGACUAACAUGGAUGUAACAUUAUUUUUUGAGAAAAAUCAGGAUUAUUAGUAACAAUUAUAGUUCUUUCUCGCCACCUUCUCCCUCUUCUCUCUCUUCUAUUUCUUUCUCCUUUGUCCUCUCUUUCUGUACAUUUCCCUCCACUUUUUUUCAUUACUCAACUUGUUCCCCCAGAAUAUAGUAUACUAGGAUCCUAUUAGUCCGCUUUUCAUAUACUGUACUUCAAGUAUAGGAAAUGUGCACUGAGUAUACUAAAAGCAUAUGCAGGAUUAAUUUCACAUAAAGGCCUCUUACGUAACAUUUCUCUAUUUUUAAAAAUAUAAUUGCAAUAACUUCAGUCUUUUUACAUUCUUCUGCUGCAUCCAUACAAUGCUCCACUGCUGUUGAGUGUCCUUUAACUGUGGACCAAAGGCAACCCCUGCAGUGUUUAUAAAAUAACUUAAAGACCAUUCAGGCCACAUAAUAUGAGAAUGCAAUUUUGUAGGAUUACAAAAAAAGCCAUUAAUAUGCCAGUCAAGACUACAGUUAAAACUACUCUCGCACUGCAACAGUGCAUAUGACCUUUAUGUGAUUGUACAGUAUUACAAGUUUUUUCUUAUGUACAGUACACUUUAUCAUAUGGCAGAAGCCUCUAUUGUGUUAAAUAAAUUAGUAUCUCAUAUAUAUAUACAUAUAUAUGCACCUAUAUAAUGUGUAUAUAUAUUAAAGGGCGGCCAUUGCUAUUGCAAUUCAUUUAAUAAAGCUUUAGUUUGAAAAAAAAAACAGUAUUGUAUACAGGAACUAUGUAUAGUGCAGGGGGUCUUUUCAGUUAGAAAAGGCAGGUUGCUUUAAUGUUAUUCUGACUCGCAUUGUUUGCCAACAGAGAAUAUUUUAUACUUUUGUUAUUAAAACAUCCAGGGCGAUUUACUAUUUGUUCCUAGAUGUAACUCAUUUGAAUAGGUUUUGCAUUUGUUAUUCAGCAGUGUAUAAAGCUAACCUUGAUAAUUUUACUUUUAAUUAAUUAUCUCAAUGGAAAAUGCUAUUAGCUGGACCACGUCCACAGCAGCACAUAGAGCUCUAUAAGAGUUUAAACGUAGAUCAUCGAAGGUUAAUAAAUCCUCUUCCAAAGCAGAAAGCCAAUCAAUACAACUGUAGUUGGGGAGAGGUGGGAGCCCUUAAGAAAUAUUGAUGUGGCCUUAAUUACUGUCCUACAUUAUCCUAAAGAAGAAAAUAUAAUGACCAUACCGGGCUCUCGACUUAACCCCCCUUUUUAUUCAGUUCUAUUUGGAGGAGUUAUGUAUUUUUUACAUUAGUGCCAAGUGUAUAGAAGGAUGACAGCAAAAACAGUGCCUCUUUGUGCACAACCCUUUUAAAGUAGCAUUCUUACCUGUUAGAACUAUAGAAUGAACUUUGUUUGUAAUCCUUACAUUAAAAUGUGGUAAGUAGGAAGCAAGAACUUAUCCUGUGUUUUUACGCAGCCAUACACUUAUUUUAAUCUAAUUCAUUCCGUAGCUAGGAUUGAUAUAGGAACCAACCUAUGUGAUUUGCUUUAGGAGAAAUUAAAAGGUAUAUUCUUAAGGUAUAUUAUAUUUUGAUGCUAAUUCUGUUCUGGGGAGCAUCUUGUACUGUCACUGUUUUUGUACUAAAUCUUCAAAUAUUGUCUACUGUGUAAGGCAGAAAAAUUUCUUAUCAUGCAAAAACCAUUUUGUUUCCAGGGUGACAAGUACCUAAGUGCAUGCACAACUUGUUUUCCCUUGUAACGUUCAUGAUCUCAUUCCCAACUCUGAUUUGAAAACAAAACAAAACAAAAUGAUACUUUACAACAAGCUAUAUAGGGGCAUACCAGAUGUUGCAGUGAUUUUUAGCUAUCGACAAACUGUUAACCAUGUACAAUAUUUAAAAUAGGCCUAUUUUGAUGUAUUGCCUAUUAUACAAAUACACAAGACACUUUUUGGAGGCCUCGGUUAUGAGUGGCAGAGCUUUCUGUGUAUAAUUUGUCUAAAUAAUUUGUCUAAUAAAAACGUUUUCUAAACUUGCUCUCA
Lynx canadensis (Canada lynx) is the source of this 2923-nucleotide messenger RNA. Its product is annotated as glutamate receptor ionotropic, delta-2-like. Bases 198 to 833 code for a protein of 211 amino acids. The record is from RefSeq and is a predicted model, not a curated record. The transcript is spliced from 3 exons. NCBI's taxonomy places the organism in Eukaryota, Metazoa, Chordata, Mammalia, Carnivora, Felidae.